This is a messenger RNA of Photinus pyralis (common eastern firefly), 2581 nucleotides long. It is a transcript of the gene hoe1, whose product is annotated as P protein. The transcript is spliced from 12 exons. Gene Ontology annotation, biological process: transmembrane transport. Gene Ontology annotation, cellular component: membrane. The record is from RefSeq and is a predicted model, not a curated record. Bases 179 to 2464 code for a protein of 761 amino acids. Lineage: Eukaryota; Metazoa; Arthropoda; Insecta; Coleoptera; Lampyridae.
GAGAAGCCUGAUCGAAAAAGUACGAAUUGAUUAGGAAUUAAAUCUUCAGGUGGUGGAAGUCAUAAUCUAAUUCAAAUUUUGGUGCGCGCGCAAAACUCGUCCCCGUAACCGACAGGUGCCCGGUUCCGAUAAGUUUAUCUCUCCACAUUCGCCUGGACAUGAACAAUAAAUUGAUAGAAUGAGUGCGACGUGCUCCAAAACGAAAACCUCCGCCGAAAAUCUGCACGAUACCCCACAAAGCACGAAACUGGAAAACUCCGAGCAGAUCCAUUGCCCGAACGGAACGCACGUGAAGAUAUUGGUGAUACCGCCGCUCGGAGAGGAUGCGCAAAUUGUCGACCUGCAGGAGGUCGACAUCUUCAAAGAGCAGCAAAAAUUGAACAACAUCCAUCUGCCGAAGGCGAAACGGAAAUGGAAAAAGUACGUGAAGUACGCCAAGGUGGCGGUAUUAAUUGCGAUUUGGAUCGGGUGCAGUUGCGUGUUAAUGGCGAAGCACGUCACCGUGGAGGAGGUCCACCAGGUUAGCGUGCCGAAGAAUACCAAUAAAGGGUAUAUCAUUACGGAAAUACCACGCCAUGGUAAAUUAUGGGUGAGACUGGGCGGAGCACUUCUGCCACCGUACUACAGCAACCUAUCCACCCAUUCUCUACGCGUUUGGGUUCAGUUCGUUGUUCUGCUGAACCCUUUGAAAAACCGCACGAAAAUCAAAGAAUCAAGCAUACUGUUCGUGCAAAACGUUUCGAGUGUUUGGACGGUGCCGCUGGUCACCGAGAAUUUGAUCGGUGUCGUCCCCGAGGUGAAGCAGAAGCACGAGUUUAAGCUGACCAAUUUUACCGAGGCUCCGUUUAGCAGCUGCAUUGUGAGGGUGAACAUGAAGACCAACUUGAAGACGAAUCUACCUUUAUCAUUGUCUUACAACGUGCACCCCAUCAACGUGGACGAUGGGGUGAUCUACGCGGCGCUGGUGUUGGUGCUUCUCUACGUCUUGAUCAUCUUCGAAGUGAUCCAUCGCACUCUAGCGGCGAUGUUAAUAAGCACGCUGUCCAUUGCGAUUCUGGCCGCGAACAACGCGCGUCCCGGUCUGGACGAGGUCGUCUCCUGGAUCGACAUUGAAACGCUCCUCCUGCUUUUCUCCAUGAUGACGCUGGUUAGCAUCUUCAGCGAGACCGGGAUUUUCGAUUACACGGCCGUGUUGGCCUACAAGUGGACCAAUGGACGGGAAUGGCCGCUAAUCAACAGCUUGUGCCUUUUGACCGCGAUCCUCUCGUGCUUUUUGGACAACGUCACCACCGGUCUUCUUAUGACACCCAUCACCAUUCGGCUGUGCGAGGUAACCAAGCUCGAUCCAAUUCCAGUGUUAAUCAGCAUGAUCAUCUUCUCGAAUAUUGGCGGCGCCAUUACCCCAAUCGGCGACCCGCCCAAUGUUAUAAUCGCCUCGAACCCCGACGUAGUGAAAUCGGGGGUGAACUUCACCACGUUCAUCUUGCAUAUGGGAGUUGGAGUGCUACUAGUCUCGGUGUUCACCUACCUCCACCUCAGGUUUCUCUACCGUAACGUGCGCGACUUGAGGUACAACGAGCCACGGGAGGUUCUAGAGUUAAAGCGCGAAAUUGCCGUGUGGCAAAGGGCGGCGGCGUGCAUGAGCAGCUACAGCAAGGACGAGGAGGUGGUCAAGGAGACUUUGAAGAAGCGGUCGUCUCGGCUCAUCGGCAAACUGAACACGAAGACCCGCAUCCACAUGUCGCAAGCCGAAAACUACGAAGGCAACCUGGAAGACUUGCAAAAGAAGUACCCCAUCCGAGACAAACCCCUGCUGAUCAAAUCGGGCCUCACGCUAAUCUUCGUGGUCGUCCUGUUCUUCUUACACUCGAACCCGGAGAUAGGUCGCCUGGGCUUGGGGUGGACUUCGCUGCUCGGCGCGUUACUUUUACUGCUGCUCUACGAUCGCGGCGACAUCGAGUCGGUCUUCUCGCGCGUCGAGUGGUCGACGCUUCUGUUUUUCGGCGCCCUCUUCGUGAUCAUGGAGGCGAUGGCGAAGCUCGGUCUCAUCGAGUGGAUCGGGAAGCAAACGCAGCAGGUGAUCAUGUCCGUCGGGCAGGAGUCGCGACUGGCCGUCGCCAUUAUGCUCAUUCUUUGGGUUUCGGCGCUCGCCUCGGCGUUCGUCGACAACAUCCCGCUGACCACCAUGAUGAUUAAGGUCGCCACGGUGUUGGCCGACGACGCGGAGCUUCAGCUGCCGUUACAGCCGCUAGUUUGGGCGCUGUCGUUUGGCGCCUGCUUCGGGGGCAAUGGUACUUUAUUUGGUUCUUCGUCAAAUAUCGUUUGCGCCGGCGUUGCCGAGCAGCACGGCUACCGAUUUACCUUCAUGCAGUUUAUGAAGGUUGGCUUUCCAAUUAUGCUCACCAGUGUGGUCGUAGUUAGUGUCUAUUUGAUUAUAGUUCAUGUUGUACUUGAGUGGCAUUAAGUUCCUUUAAAAUAAAUUCUCCUCUCUUUCUACCUUCGAGAGCAUGAAAGAGGUCCAAGGUUUGAGCCUUGUGGCACUCCACGCGGACUAGAGUCAGUGGGGUUAUAGUCCAUCUCC